AUGGUUUUUCCAAGGGUUGCGAGGAUCUAUCGAUCUUGUCUGUUCCAGAUCAUAGUUGUGGGUCUCGUCGCCUUUUGCGAACCUGGCAUCUGGACGGCCCUCAACAACCUGGGCGCAGGAGGCAAUGCCAGUCCGCGACUAAACAAUGCGGCAAGUGCCCUCACAUACGGCCUCAUGUCGGUAGGCUGUUUCCUUGCCGGAGGCGUUGCCAACAAGAUCACGUCCAAAUGGACCCUUGUCAUAGGUGCAGCCUUUUACACGCCCUAUGCUGCCGGCUUGUAUUGCAACAACCGGUACGGAAACGAGUGGUUCCUUCUGCUGGCUGCCGCUCUCUGCGGCAUAGGUGCAUCUCUGCUCUGGGCGAGCGAGGCCGCUAUCGCGGUGGGAUACCCAGAGGACGAGAAGCGAGGACUGUACGUUGGCAUUUGGAUGGGCAUCCGGCAGUUGGGACCACUUGUCGGCGGUUCCAUCUCCCUUGCUCUCAACGUCAACACAGCACACGCAGGCAAGGUUUCGUAUAAAACUUACCAGGGCCUUGUGGCCAUCUCGGCCUUGGGGGCACCAUUUGCGCUGCUCCUGUCGCAACCCCAGGAUGUCAUCCGGUCAGAUGGUACCAGGAUCCCUUACAUGAAGACGACCAGUUUUUCCAUUGAGGCUCGUGCCAUCUGGAAACAGCUACAUAACAAGUACAUGUUGCUCCUCAUUCCUGUCUUUCUUGCUGGGCAGUUCGGCACCACAUACCAAUCCAACUACUUGACGACAUAUUUCACUGUACGCGCUCGAGCCCUGGCAUCGUUCCUGACAGCAGUGGUUGGCCUUACAGCCAACAUCUCGACUGGACUGUUUCUGGACUGGAAGCGUAUGUCUAGGAAAUCUCGGUCUCGCAUUGCAUACAUUGUUGUGCUCCUUUUUGUCACGGCCUCGUGGGCCUGGAAUGCGGCGAUGCAAGUAGAGAUCUUCGCUCUGCCAGAGACGCCCACUCUGGACUUUGGUCACGGCCGGCUGUUCAACUCGUCCUUUGCCGUCUACAUUUUCUUCCGAUUCUUCUACGAAGCACUGCAGACGUACAUCUACUGGCUCAUGGCCGAGAUCAAAGGUGCACAGGGCGAUGGUGAUAUUGCGAGAACGACGGGCAUCUUGCGAUCGUGGGAAUCGAUCGGCAGCACGAUUGCUUACGCAGUCGGCACCACCCACUGGGGCAACACCAACCAGAUGAUCUUGGGCUUUGCGCUCUGGGGAGCCACCAUCCCGUUCACGCUGCUCGCCGUCUUUGGCGACUGGAACGUGCCGGCUGCGCUGGCCGAAGAGGCCGAGAGCAGUGGCAGCGAGCAGACACUCGAGACGCAAACUGUUGUUCUGGACCCUGAAGGAAAGGUCUAG
Grosmannia clavigera kw1407 is the source of this 1380-nucleotide messenger RNA. RefSeq names its product duf895 domain protein membrane protein. The transcript has 4 exons. Bases 1 to 1380 code for a protein of 459 amino acids. The record is from RefSeq and is a predicted model, not a curated record. Lineage: Eukaryota; Fungi; Ascomycota; Sordariomycetes; Ophiostomatales; Ophiostomataceae.